AUAUUCAUCCUGGCGGCCCCACCAAGCCGGAUCGUGACGUCUGCGUUCAGGCUGCACAUGCACAUGCUCACAGGCGCCCCCAUCGCCAUCUUGUUCCCCGUCAUCAACACCAGGCUGCUUCCUUUUGAGACUGGGGUUUACUUUCUUCAGCACGUCCUGAUGUUGAUUAUUCCGUUCUAUCUAAUGAAGACUGGAGAUCCCUUCAUCCCCGAGGAGCUCUUUGACUUCAGCUGGCCGAUGGUCUCCUUUGGGUUUUUAUUUAUCUACCACUUCCUGCCUUUGCAGCUGCUGGCUUAUGUGUCCCAGGUGAACCUGAACAACAUGCUGUGCCCGGCCGUGUCGGACCCGUUCCACGGCAAGUACUACCGCCUGUUUGCCAUCGCGCACCAGUUCAUCCUGAUCCCGUGCCAGGGCAAGCUGUUUGUGCUGAUCGCCAAGGCGUUUGGCCUGUUGCCGGCGGACAACCCGCCCGACCAGUGCCCGGCUGGGGAGGCGGUCAAGAGCCCGUCGUCCAACUACUGCGUCGGCAACAACACGUGCUGCUCCUCCAACGUGAGUUGCGAGUCGACGGCCAGCAGCGCCAAGAGGCUGGACGACUAUGACGACAGCGGCUUUCUGGGAGCUGGCUGCGCUCUCGGCGGGAAGGACAUGGCGGACUCACAGGUUCAUGACGGUCACGCGGAUGUCUCGGUCAGCGAGCAGACCUGUAGGGGUUGUGAGGAGACGGAGGAGGAGGAGGACGAGGGUGUGCCCGGGGCAUGUAGCAGCAGCGGGGAGGACCAGCCGAUGACCGUGGUCCGGCGUCUGGUCAACGGGCGCAUCGUGGAGGACGAGCACGGGAGGGGCGGGAAGGGGGAAGGGGAGGGCGUCGGUGUGGACGGCUCGCUGGCCCCUGGACGUGAGGAGAGCGGCUGUAACCUGAUGGCGGACGGCGCACCACCCUCGCGGCGGCAGCAGAGCGGCCAGAGGUCGGUGAAUGGCACGGGGAAACCCCUGACCAUGUCCGACCUUGAGACCACGAGGAACGGACACGCCAAGAUGCACUGAUAGUGUGCCCAGCUCUCGGAGAUCGUUCAGUUGCAUUUAAUUCACAGUUACUCACUUUGUCCAACUACAGUUUCUUGGGGGUUAUGUUUUUUGCAGAUCUUUUGAUUCUGCAAUUUUCGUUUUAAGAAAUUUGUUCCGCAUUGGAGUCAGAGAGUGUAUUUAUAGCGCACGAAACCCCGGAGAUGAUGUGAUUUUUCCCCCCCUCAGGCCAAGUUUUUCUAUACCACAAUUGUGGCCAGAGUUUUUCCCCUAAGGUGAAACAAAACAAAACAAUUAGUGUGCCUCCGUCUUGUGACUUGCUCCUCUACUUUCUACGCAAUAGGAAAAUUCAACUUGUUAUAGGUUGUUGUUUUUUUCACUAACUUUUUUUUU
This is a messenger RNA of Aplysia californica (California sea hare), 1419 nucleotides long. Its product is annotated as transmembrane protein 164. NCBI's taxonomy places the organism in Eukaryota, Metazoa, Mollusca, Gastropoda, Aplysiida, Aplysiidae. The record is from RefSeq and is a predicted model, not a curated record.